Molecule: messenger RNA, 1433 nt
Organism: Setaria italica (foxtail millet)
Lineage: Eukaryota; Viridiplantae; Streptophyta; Magnoliopsida; Poales; Poaceae
Product: NAC domain-containing protein 43
Exons: 1
Source: RefSeq, a predicted model, not a curated record
UUUGAUCCAGCUCCGGUCACCCUUUUCCUUCUUCUUUUUUUUUCCUUGCUUGAGGUGGGGGGUGGAGUGGAGAGAGCAGUAGAGCCAGUAACAAUUAUUAAACUUUUCCAUGUGCUACAUGUGCCCCAAAAGGUAGCAAUCAUUAACGCUGGCUGCUGCUUUUGCAUCGUCGUCGGCGAUGGCCUGCAGGUCGCUGCUGCUGCGGCGGCGGCGUCGGACGCCAGCCAGGAGGACGGCUGGGUGGUGUGCAGGGUGUUCAAGAAGAAGCACCACCACAAGGAGUCAUCGGGAGGUGGCGGCGGCGGCGGCGGACGAAACGGCGGCAAGGAAGCGGCGGUGAACCACGGCCUGCAGUACUCCUCCAGCGACGACGCGCUCGACCAGAUCCUGCAGUACAUGGGCAGGUCGUGCAAGCAGGAGCACGAGCAGCUCCUCUCGCCGCAGCUCAGCGGCGGCGGCGGCGCGGGGAGGGCGGCGAGGUACCUCCGGCCAAUCGAGACCGUGCUGGACCGGCACGGGUUCAUGAAGCUGCCCCCGCUGGAGAGUCCGUCGUCGGCCGCCCUGACGACGCCGCAGCCGCACGUCUCGGCAGCAGGCGACGCGGCGGCGGCCACCGCCGGCGGAGACGACCUCCUCCUCCACGGCGGCGUGAGCGGGAUCACGGACUGGGCCAUGAUGGACCGGCUGGUGGCGUCGCACCUCAACGGGCAGGCGCCCGACGCCGCGGCCCCGGCGGCGGACCACCUCUGCUUCGACGGCGGCGCCGACGACGCCGACGGGCUCGCCUUCUACACCGCCGCCACCACGAGGCUGCUCGGCGGCGGCGGCGCCGAGGACGACCUGUGGAGCUUCACCCGGACGUCGUCGGCUCCGGCCACGUCGACGGAGCGCCUGAGCCACGUUUCACUGUAGCCGUCUGGUUCCGGCCGUCGUCGGCCUACUACGUACGUAAAGCCCCCUAGCUAGCUACGUGACAUGGCGAGCUGCAUGCCCUGCUGCGCUGGUACAGUAAAGAGACAACGCCAACAACACCAAGAAGAGAGGGAGAGAGAAAGGGAAGAAAAAAAAUAAAAGAAAGAUCUCUAGAGAGAGAGAGAGAGUGAUUUUCAAAGGUGAUUAGAGUGAUGAGAGAGAAAGGAGCUGAGCAGAAAUGAAUGGGCGAUUGAUGGAUUAAAGGUGGCAGUAAGUUGGAGUGGCACUGUCAAACGCCAGGUCGCCGGCCUCUCAUCAGCUAGCUCCUUCUCGAUCUCAGCUCAUCAGCUCGUCCCUGUUUAAUUAACCCCCUGGAUUACUGUUAUAAUCACAACAUUAAUAGCAGACUGUUACUUAUAACUAGAUCGAUCGAUACAACAUCUGUCACUUGUAUUAUUAAUUAAAAUGUUCAUUUCUAUAUUACUACAUGUACAGGAGGGAGAGGGCGAUUUGGUAAUUUA